Fonticula alba is the source of this 1025-nucleotide messenger RNA. RefSeq lists its product as hypothetical. The transcript has 3 exons. Gene Ontology annotation, biological process: nucleobase-containing compound metabolic process. Gene Ontology annotation, cellular component: cytoplasm; mitochondrion. The record is from RefSeq and is a predicted model, not a curated record. NCBI's taxonomy places the organism in Eukaryota, Rotosphaerida, Fonticulaceae. Gene Ontology annotation, molecular function: AMP kinase activity; ATP binding. The coding region runs from base 55 to 939 and encodes 294 amino acids.
CCCCCCUCCCCCAUUCGCCCCCAGUCACCCUCCCUACUCCUCCCCAUACCAAACAUGUUGCCGUCAUCAAUCCUCGGCCGGAAGGCGCCCGCCCUGUUCCGCACGCUCGGCCAGCAGCCGAUUCGGGCUUUCUCCUGCGCGGCGGGCGACGCCUCGGCGUCAAACCGUCGACUGCUGAUCUUUGGCGCCCCGGGCUCCGGCAAGGGCACCCUGGCCGGCUGGCUGGGGCGCGACUUGAAUGCACCCACCCAGGCCGAUGUCGAGCCUUGCACGGCUUCGGCGCCCGGGCUGACGGCCCUGUCAUCGGGGGAUCUGUUGCGCGCGGAGAUGCGCGCCGGCACGCCCCUCGGCCAGAGUGUCGAGGCGCUGAUCAACUCCGGCGGCCUGGUUCCUGAUGACGACAUGGUCAAGCUGAUUGCGGGACAGCUCGCUGCCAUGGAUGGCUCGAACUGGCUCCUUGAUGGCUUCCCCCGAACCCUCGGGCAGGCGAUGGCCCUGGACGAGGUCCUGACGUCGUUGACCCCGAGCCGCCAGGCCCCCAUCGAUUAUGUUAUUCACAUCGACGUGCCGUCCGAGGUCAUCGUCGAGCGCAUUGCCGGGCGCCUCAUCCACCCCGGCAGUGGGCGGAUUUACAACCGGACCUUCAGCCCGCCCAAGGUCCCCGGGGUGGACGAUCUAACCGGCGAGCCGCUUGUCUCGCGCGUGGACGAUGAUCCCGAGUCUGUCCGUCGCCGGCUGGAGCUCUACGCCCAAACCAGCCAGCCCAUCCUGGAUUACUACAUGGAUCGCGGGAUUGUCGGGCGCUUCACCGGCCCCACCUCGGAUGCCAUCUACACCACCCUGCUGCCCCAGAUCCAGGAGAUCCUGGCCCCGACGGUGGUCCUCCCGUCGGCCGAGGACCUGACCUGCGCGGCCACGGCGCAUCAGGUGUCCGCCUAGGCGCGCACAUGCGCACGCGGCUCCCUCCCUCCCCCCCUUCUUCUUUCACAUUGCAUUCUUUGUCCUCCCCCCCCCCCCGCCCCUCC